Messenger RNA from Prorocentrum cordatum, 1028 nucleotides. The record is from the annotation of a GenBank genome assembly. Lineage: Eukaryota; Dinophyceae; Prorocentrales; Prorocentraceae.
AUGGCCCUCCGUCUCGGCCGCCGCCUUCUUUCAGCGCCCUCAGUCAAGGACUACGCCACCUAUGAGGCCAUGAAGACGUCCAAGGUGCCAAUGAUGGUGGGCUUCUACACUGGCCACUUCAGCCUGGCCUCCAAGAUGCACUCCGAACAAUUCGAGGCCGUGGCUGCGUCGUAUCCCAGGGCGAAGUUCUACAAGUGCGACGUCGACGACGUGCCUCUCGCCGCCUACGACUCUGAGGUUGUGGACGUCCCAGGCGUCGUUAUAAUGCCUCUGGGCCUUAAACCCGAUGGUUCCCCGUACGACAAGACGGACAUGGUCGUGGUGUCCCCAGAGCUAGGCCGCUACGAUCAGGUAGUCUCACGUGCGAAGGCCGCGUUGGACGGAAUCACCGUGAUCGAGGAUGAGUCGGAACCGCAGCCGUGGCAGUUCGACCCAGCCACAGGCUGGCUGGACGGCUCCGCGGCGCUCCCCUCUGCGGGCUCGGCGCUGCACUCGGAAGGCGAGUGCCGGCCCUGCGCGUUCGCCUGGCGGCCAGCUGGCUGUGAAGGCGGCCCCUCCUGCAGGUUCUGCCACCUCUGCGCCCCGGGCGAGAAGCGCCGGCGCGCCCGGGAGAGGAAGGUGGUUGCGCGCGGGGCGUGCACGCCGCUGCCGGCCCAGAUCCCGGGGCAGCUGGGCGGCGACCGCAGGCAGCUGCGCCAAGCGUCGCCCAGCCUGGCCCGGCACGCGCGGAAUUCGAGCGGCCGUCCGGGCAGCGCUGGGGCACGAGCAGAGACUCGGGGCGAACCCGCUUGACACCCCCCAGCGUGCCUCCCCGACGUGCAUGGCGCACUAAGAGGUGCGCAAGGCGGCCUGCUCAGCUCAGAAUUCGCGGAGGGCUAGACGGGGCGGUGCUGGGCUCUGACACGUGUCCGGGGCGAAAUCGGUCUCGGGCCGUCGGUCCCAAGCAUUCAAACCCCCGGUGCUCCUCUGGCUCCUCGUCGCCCGCCACCCUGUACAGGCAGCACCAGACGCCCAGUGGCAGCGCGCAA